AAAGAAGAAAUGUGUUGCCAGGACACACCUCAGCCGAAGGAGAAUGAUUUCUACUUUUGUUGUGACAGGAAAAGUUUUGACUCGAAAAUGUAUGUGUGCUGUGAAAACCGAAUUGUUCUAAAGGUCGAUGAAGAUGAUGACUGUUGUUGUGGAAACACUACAAUGAACUCGAAAGACUUUGUAUGUUGCCGAGGGAAACGUCAAAUAAAGUAUAAAGGGCAACAAACAGGUUGUUGUGGCGAUGAAAGCUACGGUAUGAAGGAUUCAAUGUGCUGCGAUAAAAAGGUGGUUGAGAAAGUAUCCAAGAAGGACGAUUGUUGUUGUGGUAAAACUACUAUGAACACAGAAGAUCAGAUUUGUUGUCUGGCAAAGCCACAGUAUGUUAGUGGGUCCAACUGGAUGUGUUGCGACAGGAACAGCUACAACCCACAAACACAUUUGUGUUGUGAAAACAAAAUAGUAAAGAAAGAAAAAACAGAGGACAACUGGUGCUGUGCAGAUGAUCCAUACGACACAAACACCCAGGUGUGUUGUGACAUGGUCGUUCAGCCCGCCUACGGUGAUCCAGAUACGACAAAAUGUUGCGGCACUAUUAGUUACGAUAUGGAGAACAUGAUUUGCUGUCACGGUGAUUUAUUGGAGAAGACGGACAAAGAUGAUAAAUGGUGUUGUGGUGAUGAAACGUACAACACGAGAAAGCACGUUUGUUGUAAUGGAAAAGUGAAACAGCCAAGAUACGGGGACCGGACACAAUGCUGUGACAAUAAAAGUUUUGAUAUGGGUACGCAUAUAUGUUGUAAUGAAAGCAUUUACAAAAUGAAUUCACCUGACGAUGACUGUUGCUGUGGAGACGAGUCAAUGAAUACAAGAAAUGAAAUAUGUUGCGAAGGCGUCCGACAAGCAAGAAUCGGUGGAGAAUAUACUGAUUGUUGUGGUACUGUCGCAUAUAACACAAGAAAACAAAUUUGCUGUGAACGAGACGGAGUCAGAGACAAACGAAACGAUGACGACGACUGUUGCUGUAUUGAUACAACAAUGGAGUCUUCAGAAGAAAUAUGCUGCAAAGAUGGUCCAGUUCCCAUCAGGGGAUCACAGGAAUUCACAGACUGCUGCUGUGGUCAAUCGUAUGACACCAGAAACCAGAUUUGUUGUGAAUGCAGUCUGGUCAAGAAAUCCAAAGUCUCCGACAAUUGGUGUUGUAAUGAUACUUCAAUGGACACUGAAACAGAAGUCUGCUGCUUCGGUAAACCACAACCUGCUGUAGCAGGGCCAGACACCAGAUGUUGCAAACUUAAGAGUUAUGAUAUAGACGAAUAUUUAUGUUGCAAUGGCACAAACUUGAUUAAAAAAAAAUCUACCGACGACAAUGUAUGUUGUGCGAAUGAACCUAUGAAUUUCGACACUCAAAUAUGUUGUGACGGUGAAGUUGAUAAAAGAAACGGUGGCGAAUUAACACAGUGUUGUAGUAAACAAAGCUUUGAUCCAAGAAAGGAAAUAUGCUGCCGUGAUAAUGAUGGAGAUUGGAACCCACGUCCAAAGAGAUCCAGGAAAGAUGACAUGUGCUGUGGUAAUGGAACUGUUGAUACAGACAACGAGAUAUGUUGUGAUGGAAGGGCUCAACCUGGUGGUCCAUAUUCUCAUUGUUGCCACGGAGUAAGCUAUGACAGUAAAACACAAAUAUGUUGCGGAGAUCAUGAUGAACAUUUUAUCAUUGAUAAAGAAGAAAAGGAUGACGAUUGCUGCUGUGGCAAACCCGGAAGUUAUGUCUCGGCAAAUGGAACAGAUCACAUAUGCUGUGAGGGAAAUAAACAACCACGGUGUGCUGGUCCUGAUACCAGGUGUUGUAGGGAUGUUAGUUACGACCCAGAAAUAUCGUUGUGCUGCAACGGAAUACAUGUUCACGAGAAAGAUUCAGCGGAUGAUAACUGCUGUUGUGGAGUAAACACAUUUAAUACUGAGGAUGAGCUUUGUUGUGAAAACACUACACAACCUGGCGGGCCGACAUGGGCAUGUUGUGUCGACAAGAGCUAUAACACAGAAACUCACAUCUGCUGUGAACACCGGAUAGUAGCUGUAGCAGAACCAGAGGAUAAAUGGUGUUGUGGUGACACAACAUACAAUAUGAAGAAACAUGUUUGCUGUCAAGGCUUAUACAAACAACCAAAACAAACACCGGAUCCAGAAGAUACAAAGUGCUGUAAUAAAUACAGCUAUAAUCCUUCGACUCAUAUUUGUUGUGAUGGCAAUAUCGUUGAAAAGGAAGACGUAAAGGAUACAAUGUGUUGUGGAAACGGUACAAUGAAUACAAAACAGAUGUGUUGCAAUAGAAAUGUUCAGCCUGGCGGUAGAACUUACACGUGUUGUAAUGAGUAUAGUUAUAAUACACUAACACAUUUGUGUUGUAACGGAAAAGUUAGAGAAAAGAAAAAUGACAACGACGACGGCUGUUGUGGGGAUGACAGUUCUGUAAAUAGUCAAACGGAGCUGUGUUGCAAAGGUGUUCCGCAAGCUGUUGAUCCAGAGUUUGGUGACUGUUGUGAUUCAAAUGUUUACGACGAAAGAACACAUAUUUGUUGUAAUGAUUCAGAAGUUAUAGCAAAGGAGGAUGAAAGAGACAACGUUUGCUGUGGUGACAGCACGAUGCAUGCAUCCGACCAUAUAUGUUGUAAUGAUGUAAGACAACCAAGAGUUGCCGGAGACGACACGCUUUGUUGCCUUGAUAAGAGUUAUGAUCCAGCUAAUAAGGUAUGCUGUGAUGGUAUGAGAUUAUCAAGGAAAUCAUCACCAGACGAUGACUGUUGUUGCGACGAUAAAACCUUCAACAGCAAGACGGACAUAUGCUGUGAAAAUGUACCGAAUCCUGGAUAUGGGUCUGACACACAGUGCUGUGGUAAGAAGAGCUUUAAUCAGAAAACGCAUGUGUGUUGCCACAAUGAAGUCAUAGAAAAGAUAAACGAGCAGGACGAUGGUUGUUGUGGCAAUAGAACUAUUGAUGCCAGUAGCCAGAUAUGCUGUAAUGGCAACCCACAACCAGGACCAAUCAGAAUGUAUUCCUGUUGUGGCGAUGAAAGCCAUAACGUCAAAACUCAUAUUUGCUGUGAUAAUAAUGACGUAAGGGAGAAACAUAAUUCUAAAGAUGACUGUUGUUGUGGUGAUACAUCCAUGAACACCAAAUCUGAGAUUUGUUGCGAUGGCAAAGUACGAACACGUGUUGGAGCGGAGAUGACAAAAUGCUGUCUGGAAGAAGCAUUCGAUCCAAUUAAACAAAUUUGCUGCGAAGGUCGUGUUAUUACCAAAGUUGAAGAGGACGACAACUUAUGUUGUGGAAAUGUAAGUUUUAACACAAUGGAACAGAUAUGCUGCAACCAUUCACCGCAGCCUCUUGUCGCAGGAUCCUCUACACAGUGUUGCGACAAUGUCAGUUUUAAUCCAGCAAAGCAACUGUGUUGUGAGAAGGGUGUUGUGGAAAAGGAGAGCGAUGAUGAUACAUGCUGUUGCGGUAAGAACAAAACAUAUAAUCCUGAUGAUGAGGUUUGCUGUGGAGGAAUCAAUCCACAGCCUAAAUAUGGAGACAAUAAUAAGUGCUGUAAACUUAAGAGUUACAACGCAGAUACACAAGUAUGUUGCGACAAAGAUGUUGUCGAUAAAACAGAUUAUGAUGAUGAUCAUUGUUGUGGAAAUUCAACGUACGAUAGUAUAAACGAAAUAUGCUGCGAGGGUGUCGCGCAGCCAAAGAAAGGUGGACCUUUUACUGACUGUUGCGAAAAGAAAAGCUUUGAUAUAAUGUCUGAGCUCUGUUGUGACGGAGAAGUUAUAACGAAAGAUGAUCUUAGUCAUGAUGAAUGCUGCGGAAAAAGCUCUAUGGACUCAAAGGACGAUAUAUGCUGUGAGGGUGUUACAAACAAAGGAUAUGGAAGAAACGAAAAAUGCUGUGGUUCGGAGAGUUACAACAUGAUCAAUUCAGUUUGCUGUAAUGGGAAUAUUGUUCAGAAAGCCAGUCCUGAAGAUACCGGCUGUUGUGGUGACAGUACUUUCAACUAUGAGACAGAGGUGUGCUGCUUGGGUGUAACAAAUGAUUAUUACGGGCCACGUACUGGUUGUUGCCUAGAUAAGAGUUACAACAGCAGUGAAUCAAUCUGUUGUGAUGGAACCACUGUGACAGCUAAACGUGAUAAAAAUGACAACUGGUGUUGUGGCAAUAAACCUUUCAAUACAAAGAUGGACGUUUGCUGUGAAGGCAAUAUACAACCGAAGUAUGGGCGAAACACGACUCAAUGCUGUCACGAGGUAAGCUUCGAUUCAACUUUGUCUUUAUGCUGUGGACGAACCAUCGUGACAAAACAUUCACCCGAUGCCGACAUGUGUUGUGGAAACACUACAGUUGAUAUGAGUAAGGAAAUAUGCUGUGAAGGAGUUCCAAGAUCGAGAACAGACGGUGAGUUUACGUCGUGUUGUAAAGACAAAAGCUACUCUACAAUGUCGCAACUCUGUUGUAAUGAAGGUGACCUGAGAAACAAAAACAGGGAUAAUGAUAGAGAAUGCUGUGGAACUAAAAACACAUUUAACCCAGCUAAAGAAAUUUGUUGUAACGGGGAAGCUUAUGAUGUAGGAGGUGUCGACAGUGCUGGAUGUUGCGACGGAAAAGGCUACAAUAUUGAAACACAUAUAUGUUGCAUAGAUAAAAUUGUUCCACGUGGAGAUGAAGGCAAUAACUGGUGUUGUGAUGAUGUUCCAUUCAACACUGCUACACACAUAUGUUGUAAUGGAAAUGUUGAUGAAAGAAAAGGGGGUGAAAUGGCAAGAUGUUGCUCACAAGACAGUUUCAACUCCCAAACCCACAUAUGUUGCGACAAUAAUGUGAUUGAAAAAACAAAAGACAAUGCUACAUGCUGUUGCGGUAAGACCAAAACAUAUAAUCCUGAUGAUGAGGUUUGCUGUGGAGGAAUCAAUCCACAGCCAAAAUAUGGAGACAAUACUAGGUGCUGUAUACUUAAGAGUUACAACGCGGAUACACAAGUAUGUUGCGACAAAGAUGUUGUCGAUAAAAAAGACAAUGAUGAUGAUCAUUGUUGUGGAAACUCAACGUACGACAGUAUAAACGAAAUAUGCUGCGAGGGUGUCGCGCAGCCAAAGAAAGGUGGACCUUUUACUGACUGUUGUGACAAGAAAAGCUUUGAUAUAAUGUCUGAGUUAUGUUGUGACGGAGAAGUUAUAACGAAAGAUGAUCUUAGUCAUGAUGAAUGCUGCGGAAAAAGCUCUAUGGACUCAAAGGACGAUAUAUGUUGUGAGGGUGUUACAAACAAAGGAUAUGGAAGAAACGAAAAAUGCUGUGGUUCGGAGAGUUACAACAUGAUCAAUUCAGUUUGCUGUAAUGGGAAUAUUGUUCAGAAAGCCAGUCCCGAAGAUACCGGCUGUUGUGGUGACAGUACUUUCAACUAUGAGACAGAGGUUUGCUGCUUGGGUGUAACAAAUGAUUAUUACGGGCCACGUACUGGUUGUUGCCUAGAUAAGAGUUACAACAGCAGUGAAUCAAUCUGCUGUGAUGGAACCACUGUGACAGCUAAACGUGAUGAAAAUGACAACUGGUGUUGUGGCAAUAAACCUUUCAAUACAAAGAUGAACGUUUGCUGUGAAGGCAAUAUACAACCGAAGUAUGGGCGAAACACGCAAUGCUGUCACGAGGUAAGCUUCGAUUCAACUUUGUCUUUAUGCUGUGGACGAACCAUCGUGACAAAACAUUCACCCGAUGCCGACAUGUGUUGUGGAAACACUACAGUUGAUAUGAGUAAUGAAAUAUGCUGUGAAGGAGUUCCAAGAUCGAGAACAGACGGUGUGUUUACGUCAUGUUGUAAAGACAAAAGCUACUCUACAAUGUCGCAACUAUGUUGUAAUAAAGGUGACGUAAGAAACAAAAAUAGGGUUGAUGAUAGAGAAUGCUGUGGAACUAAAAACACAUUUAACCCAGCUAAAGAAACUUGCUGUAACGGGGAAGCUUAUGAUGUAGGAGGUGUCGACAGCGCAGCAUGUUGCGACGGAAAAGGCUACAAUAUUGAAACACAAAUAUGUUGCAUAGAUAAAAUUGUUCCACGUAGAGAUGAAGGCAAUAACUGGUGCUGUGAUGAUGUUCCAUUCAACACUGCUACACACAUAUGUUGUAAUGGAAAUGUUGAUGAAAGAAAAGGGGUUGAAAUGGCAAGAUGCUGCUCACAAGACAGUUUCAACUCCCAAACCCACAUAUGUUGCGACAAUAAUGUGAUUGAAAAAACAAAAGACAAUGAUAACAUGUGUUGUGGUAAGAACAAAACAUAUAAUCCUGAUGAUGAGGUUUGCUGUGGAGGAAUCAAUCCACAGCCAAAAUAUGGAAACAAUACUAGGUGCUGUAUACUUAAGAGUUACAACGCGGAUACACAAGUAUGUUGCGACAAAGUUGUUGUCGAUAAAAAAGAUAAUGAUGAUGAUCAUUGUUGUGGAAAUUCAACGUAUGAUAGUAUAAACGAAAUAUGCUGCGAGGGUGUCGCGCAGCCAAAGAAAGGUGGACCUUUUACUGACUGUUGUGACAAGAAAAGCUUUGAUAUAAUGUCUGAGCUAUGUUGUGACGCAGAAGUUAUAACAAAAGAUGAUCUUAGUCAUGAUGAAUGCUGCGGAAAAAGCUCUAUGGACUCAAGGGACGAUAUAUGUUGUGAGGGUGUUACAAACAAAGGGUAUGGAAGAAACGGAAAAUGCUGUGGUUCGGAGAGUUACAACAUGAACAAUUCAGUUUGCUGUAAUGGGAAUAUUGUUCAGAAAGCCAGUCCCGAAGAUACCGGCUGUUGUGGUGACAGUACUUUCAACUAUGAGACAGAAGUCUGCUGCUUGGGUGUAACAAAUGAUUAUUACGGGCCACGUACUGGUUGUUGCCUAGAUAAGAGUUACAACAGCAGUGAAUCAAUCUGCUGUGAUGGAACCACUGUGACAGCUAAACGUGAUAAAAAUGACAACUGGUGUUGUGGCAAUAAACCUUUCAAUACAAAGAUGGACGUUUGCUGUGAAGGCAAUAUACAACCGAAGUAUGGGCGAAACACGCAAUGCUGUCACGAGGUAAGCUUCGAUUCAACUUUGUCUUUAUGCUGUGGACGAACCAUCGUGACAAAACAUUCACCCGAUGCCGACAUGUGUUGUGGAAACACUACAGUUGAUAUGAGUAACGAAAUAUGCUGUGAAGGUGUUCCAAGAUCGAGAACAGACGGUGAGUUUACGUCUUGUUGUAAAGACAAAAGCUACUCUACAAUGUCGCAACUCUGUUGUAAUGAAGUUGACGUGAGAAACAAAAAUAGGGAUGAUAAUAGAGAAUGCUGUGGAACUAAAAACACAUUUAACCCAGCUAAAGAAAUUUGCUGUAACGGGGAAGCUUAUGAUGUAGGAGGUGUCGACAGCGCUGGUUGUUGCGACGGAAAAGGCUACAAUAUUGAAACACAUAUAUGUUGCAUAGAUAAAAUUGUUCCACGUGGAGAUGAAGGCAAUAACUGGUGCUGUGAUGAUGUUCCAUUCAACACUGGUACACACAUUUGUUGUAAUGGAAAUGUUGAUGAAAGAAAAGGGGGUGAAAUGGCAAGAUGUUGCUCACAAGACAGUUUCAACUCCCAAACCCACAUAUGUUGCGACAAUAAUGUGAUUGAAAAAACAAAAGACAACGAUAACAUGUGUUGCGGAAACUUAACGCUUGAUUCAACUAUCGAAGUUUGUUGUAUGGGAACAACCCCACAGCCCAGAAUCGGCGGGGACAAAGUCCAGUGCUGCUUUGAAUUAAGCUUUGGUCCAGAUACUCAUAUGUGUUGCGGAAAAGACGUCAUUGAAAAGGAAAAAAGAAAAGAUGAUUGUUGUUGUGGCCAUAAAUCAAUGAACUCUGAGGAUGACAUUUGCUGCCUUGGUGAAAAACAAACACGUGUUGCUGGGGAAUUUACCUCAUGUUGUGAAGAAACGAGUUACGACUCUAGAGAAGGUAUAUGCUGCAAUGGAAUGGUACGAACAAAAUAUGGCUCAGAAGAUGAUGCUUGUUGCGGGGUCGAAUCCACAGUGGACUCCAAGAGUGAAAUGUGCUGUGAUGGUGUGUCAAACAGACUUGUUGGUGGUAAAUACACGGACUGCUGCGGUAACAAGACAUUUGACAGUCAAACCGAAAUGUGCUGUUAUGGUAAAAUUAUAGAGAAAGUCGACAAUGAUAAUAACUGUUGCUGCGGAGCAACAACGAUGAACACAGAAACCCAGAUUUGCUGCAUGGGAGUACCACAACCUGUGGUUGGGGGUGAUGCAGCAAGAUGUUGUUAUGACAAGAGUUACAAUUCAGAUGAAGGGAUAUGCUGUGAUGCAGGAGACAUAAGAGAUAAAGAAGAGCAGGAUCACGAUUGGUGUUGCGGUUCAUCAACCUUCAAUACCAAGUCCGGUAUAUGCUGCAAUGGUGUCCCACAAGAUAGAAAAGGGGGUAAAAACACAAAAUGUUGUGGAACAGAAAGCUAUAACUCUGACACAAGUUUCUGUUGUGAUAUGAAAAUUGUUCAAAAGAGGGACAAAAACGAUGACUGUUGUUGCUGCAAUAUGACUAUCCAAUUAUCUAAUGAAGUGUGCUGUGAGUGUGAACCUCAACCAAGAUACAGAGGUCCAACAACAUGCUGUGGAAAGCAAAGUUACAACACAAAAGACCAACUUUGUUGUUUUGGUAAAGUCGUUGACAAAAACAAACCCGAAGACGACGGGUGUUGCGGCGAUUCCACCGUCGAUGCUGAAACAGAGACCUGCUGCAUGGGUGUGCCUCAACCAAUACGUAAUAAAGAUACAACGAGAUGCUGUAAGACAGAAAGUUACGAUAAUCGAAAGGAAAUGUGUUGUGAAGACAAAGUAGUGCAAAAGAAUAGCCAAGCAGAUGAAUGGUGCUGCGGAGAUCAGCCAUAUAAUACUAGAAAGCAAAUAUGCUGCCAUGGGUCCGUCGUGCAACAGUCUUAUGGCGAUAGUACACACUGCUGUGGUGACAUUUCUUACGCCGCAAAUACACAGAUUUGCUGCGAUUCAGGCUUAUUUAACAAAACGGAUGAUGAGGAUAACUGGUGUUGUGGAGAUACGUCAUAUAACACGGAAAAACAAAUGUGUUGCCAGGGAAAGUUUGUGGCAGACAAGGUGGCUGGUUCUUCAACCCGCUGUUGUGGACGCAUGAGCUUCAAUCCAAGAAAACAGCUAUGCUGUGAUGUCGAUGUUGUUGAUAAAACGGAUGAUGAUGAUGAUAGUUGUUGCGACAAGGUUACGAUGAAUGCAGAAGAUCACAUUUGCUGCCAUAAAAAGAGAUUUGAUCGAAGAAGUAAAAGUAUGGAGUGUUGUGAUGAAAUUGCGUACGACACAAAUACACAAAUAUGUUGUGCACCAAAUCACGUACAAAAUAAAAGCCACGAGGAUGACAACUCUUGCUGUGGUGAAUCAACAUUUAAUACAAAGCGGGACGUUUGCUGCGACAAAACUCCUCAGCCAUCAUUUGGAAAGACAACUAUUUGCUGUCACAAGAGAAGUUAUGAUUAUUCAAUACAAAUCUGCUGUGGAGAUGAUUUACGAAAUAAGAGAUUAUCGUCAGAUAAUUGUUGUUGCGGAAACACCACUAUGACGUCCGGUCUACACAUAUGUUGCGAGGGUGUACCAGGUAUAGGAACACACUGUUGUGGCGAGAUUGCAUUUAUUGCUAAAGACUACGUGUGUUGUGAUACGGGAAAACUUCGAGAAAAAGAAAAUCCAAAAGACAACUACUGUUGUGGAAAGGAAGAAACAUACAACACGAAAACACAUAUAUGUUGUCUUGGAAAGGUAUUUUCAAAUAAAAGUGACGAAAUGAUGUGCUGUGGCGAUGUUGGUUAUGAUGCUUCGACCCAUAUUUGCUGCCAGGGUACUCUGAUUAAAAAGUCCAAGAAUAGCGAUGACACAUGCUGUGGAAGUACACCCAUGACAGAACGAACCGAAAUAUGUUGCAACGAACAAGUUUAUCCUGGAGGAAAAUACCAUACCUGUUGCGGAGAUAUUAGUCUUGACACAAAAAAAGAGCUUUGUUGUGAUGGUAUUGUGUUUCUUAAAACCGAUCAGAAAGAUGAUUGUUGCUGUGGAAACAAGACAUUUAAUAACCAGUUACAAAUCUGCUGUGAGAAAUCUGUAAGAGAUCGGUAUUCUGCUAGAGAUAAGUGCUGUAAGGAUGAGAAUUAUAAUCCAGUCUCACAUUUAUGUUGUGAUGGAGAAAUGAAAAUUAUUGAGAAGAACGCAGAAGACGAUAACUGUUGUUGUGGCAGAUGGGCAAUGAAUACGGCACGCCACAUUUGUUGCCAGGGCAAGAACGUUCAGGACAGGGUUGCUGGAAAUAAAACAAUGUGCUGUGUAAAUAAGAGCUUUGAUCCUAAUGGAUACUUGUGUUGCAACAUGAAGCUUGUGAAGAAGGAAAAUAAGGAUGAAAACUGUUGCUGUGGCGAUGAGCCAUUUAAUUCAGAUGAACAGCUCUGCUGUGAUGGUCUAUAUGUGCAGCCCGGAGGAAACAGGACACAGUGUUGUGACGAAAUCAGUUUUGAUCCAAACAUGCAUGUUUGCUGUAAUGAGAAAUUGGUAGAGAAGAGAGGAAAGAAAGACUAUGGUUGUUGUGGAAAAGGAACGAUCGAUGCUGAAACGGAGAUUUGUUGCCAUACAAAGGCGCAGCCACUCGUUGCUGGCGUCGAGUACACUUCUUGCUGCUUCGGUGAAAGCUUUGAUACCCGCUCUCAUCUUUGUUGCGAGGAAGGCGUAAGAGAGAAACGCAACAAACGUGACGACUGCUGCUGUGGUAAUUCAACGUUUGAAACACGGCGGGGAGUUUGCUGCAAUGGAAAUCCUUAUACAAAGUCCUCAGUAGAUGACGACGCAAAUUGUUGUGGCGAUGUUGGUUACAACACAGCAAUGUUUAUGUGCUGUGAUAAGGGACUGGUACCGAAAAACGACGCUUCAGAUAAUUGUUGUUGCGGCAAUACCACGAUGGAUACACGGAAGGAAAUAUGUUGUAAUGGUGUUCCUCAGCCACUUACGGGCAAUAUUACACUCUGCUGUGAUUUGCGCAGUUAUAAUACAAAAAAUAAAGUAUGCUGUGAUGGUUUUGAUCUGAUGGACUCUUCCAGCGAAUAUGAUGAUUGUUGUUGUGGCAAGAAAACAUACAACACAGAAAGGCAGAUGUGUUGCGACAUGGAGGUUGUCGAAAAGAAGGGUGGCAAGUACUCUGCAUGCUGUCUUAAGCAAUCAUUUGAUACAAGAUCCGAAAUAUGUUGCAAAGAGGACGUGCGCAACAAGAUGGACAAUAAAGAUGAUUUUUGUUGCGGAGAAAAAAGUACGUACAACACAAGAACUCAAAUAUGCUGCGAUGGAAAGCCCCAAGAUGUCGAUGGUAAUGUGAACGACGGGUCAUGUUGUGGCCCAUAUGGCAUGAACACGAAGAGACAACUAUGCUGUGAUAUGAAAGUAAUAGAUAAAGAACAUCAAAAUGACAAUUGUUGCUGCGGUAAUUCAACCUUCGAUGAAAAAACUGAAGUAUGUUGUGAAGGUGUAGUACAAGAAAAGAUUGGAGGUUCGAAGACACGGUGUUGUGUAAAGAAGAGUUAUGAUCCAGAUUCACAUCUAUGUUGUGACGAUCAAAUUAGAAGGAAAGAUAAACCGGAUGAUACCUGGUGCUGCGGGGAAGGCAGUUUUAACACGCAGAAUGAACUAUGUUGUAAUGGUCACUCUCAACCUGCAGACAACGGUAGAACUAGAUGUUGUGGCGGUAUAAGUUAUAACCCGAAAGAACAAAUAUGUUGUGAUUCUAACGAGGUUAACGAUAAACCCCACCAGGAUGACAAUGCAUGUUGUGGCGAUAGUUCAUACAAUACGAGAAAAGACAUUUGUUGCGAGGGUGUGCCGCAACCAAAAUCUGGCCAAGAUACCGGAUGUUGCAAAAAGGUUAGCUAUGAUCAAGAUACACAACUUUGUUGCGACAGUAGCGUUGUCAACAAGACUUUGAGAGGUGAUUAUGUAUGCUGCGAGAAGCAGUCACUCAAUCCAGAUACACACAUUUGUUGCACGGGCAAAGUACAAGAAAAGACUGGAAGUAAGACUGAAUGCUGUGGUGAUGUUGCUUACGACACCGAUGAAAUGAUAUGUUGUGAUGUUGAUCGAAUGUUAGUGAAGAACCAUGCAAACGAUGACGUCUGCUGUGGCAACGAAACUUACGAGGCAGACAAAGAACUCUGCUGCUACGGGAAUUCCAACAAAAUAUUAACAGACGACAAAAUGGACACGCGUUGCUGUUCGAAAAAGAGUUACAGUAUCUAUGAAAACAUCUGUUGUGAUGGAAUGCUAUUUGAUCUACCGGGUGUAUACGGUAUGUCUGAUUGUUGCAAUGGAAAACCAUAUAACCGCAAAACACAUAUCUGCUGUGCUGGUGAGAUUCGGGGGAAGAAAAAUGCCGACGAUAUGCUUUGCUGUGGAAAAACAACGUACAAUCCAGUUACUGAGGUUUGUUGCACAUACGAAGGAGAGGAAACACCACAACCAGUCAAGAACGCCAGGGGUAACACACGGUGUUGUGCAGGCAAGAGUUACGAUGCAGAUAUUGAUAUGUGUUGUGACGGAGUGAUUCAGCACGCAUGGGUUGGUCGGUUAACCAGAUGCUGUGGCAUUCGUAGCUACAAUCCAGAGAAAGGGUUGUGCUGCGAUGGACAAGUGAUCGAGAAAACAACCCAUUUUGACGAUUGCUGUUGCUGUAACCGUACAUAUGACAGUUCCCGGCAGAUCUGUUGUAACUGCAACAUUGUUAAAAGUAUUAGCAGUUUUCACUCAGAGUGUUGUGGUGGAGACUGCUUUGAUUCAUUGCUACAUCUGUGCUGUGGCGGUGUCGUACGGCCAAAGAAGUAUGGGGUUGAGUCGUAUUGUUGUGGCCCACAGGUUUAUACACCGAAACUCGGAGUGUGUUGCGGAAACUACGUAAUGUGGAAAGUUCCUGUGGAUAUGCCAUGGAAGAAAUAAAUAGUGAUGCAGGAAAAGGAGAUGCAGCAUACAAUAUAUUUUAUCAUUCGACUCCAUGUUGCUUCACCAACGAACCUGGUCGUUUCCUGAUGCGCUGAAAUGUGAAUUUGGAAGUAGUAGUUUAAGCGUAUUUUGAAUCUAGUGCGCUAUUCUAUCAACACUCCUUAUUUAUUGUGAAACGCUGACGAAAAAGACUAGCGCCGUUUCUUCUAUGGUUCUUUGAUUUUGUGCUCUAUGUCUUUGGCGUUUGCCCAGUGCCACUAAACCGGGUUUAUGUUUAAACUUUUUGCUACUGAGCUUGCUUCUGUAGCUCUUUGCAUAAAUAUUGCAUUUAAAAUGGACUUUGCUUAGCAUGUUUUCUGUAUGAUUUCAUUGACAAAUAUCACAUGGUCUAGUCCUACAGCAGUAGUUUGCACUACAGGGCCAGUAGUCAACUUUAUUUAGCCUGGGGAGCAAAGGGUUUUAAGUUUGAAAUGCAUAGCUAUAUAAAAUAUAUAAAUAAAUUGAUGUAAUAUUG
Molecule: messenger RNA, 13537 nt
Organism: Mya arenaria
Lineage: Eukaryota; Metazoa; Mollusca; Bivalvia; Myida; Myidae
Exons: 2
Coding region: 10-13020 (4336 amino acids)
Source: RefSeq, a predicted model, not a curated record